Messenger RNA from Emericellopsis cladophorae, 2049 nucleotides. RefSeq lists its product as uncharacterized. Bases 1 to 2049 code for a protein of 682 amino acids. The transcript has a single exon. Lineage: Eukaryota; Fungi; Ascomycota; Sordariomycetes; Hypocreales; Bionectriaceae. The record is from RefSeq and is a predicted model, not a curated record.
AUGGACGAGCACGACGACAGGCCCAUCGCAGUGAGGCGUGAACGCCGCAAGAGCUGUGGUGUUCGCGUGAAAAGCGAGCCUGACACACUACCUGAGAUGAGGACACCCAAGCGCAGUAACUGCAAGCGAAAAGCUCGGUUCUCAGAACCAGGCUUGUCGAGUGGCCUGACGCCGAUGUUGCGACGCACGGCCCUCAUGAACACGCCCAGCAGUCAUCGCCGUUCCUCAGCACCAGUGCCACGCCAGCACAGCGCCACCAGGAGUGCGAAUACCACUAUUAAUAGCGACGAGCCGCAGCCGCUACGACAGAUCCUUGAGGGCAGGGUCGAGCGCCGUCGCCGACGCUCCGCCCUUCGAACCGCGAUUGACAAGCUCGACACCAAGUAUCAGCGAACAGCCUCCAGCGCCAAAGCGAAAAUCGACAAUCUCCAGGAGCAGCUUCGCGCUCGCGACCAGGAAAUACACGAACUUCAGAAUGCCACAAUUAUAGUCGACACCAGUCGUGUCUGGGACCUGGAGCGCCAGGUCGAUGACUUGGAGCGUGAGCUCAAGCAGGCACAAGAUCAAGAGCGGACAGUGGUGCUUGACUGGACCAUGGCGGCCCGGGAUCCCUUUGAGGAACCCGACGAGGAUGAGGACAUGUUUGGGAAUGAGACAGUUGCCCAAUUGGCCUGCAGCACGCCUUCUCGCCGCGCAAGAGCCUCGUUCCCGACGCCCCCAGCCACGAGCCCCAUGGCGUUUGCCCCGGACACACCAGCUAGCGUGUCAAGAUUCCGUCACGCACAGACGGUCCAGCGAACACCACCAAGCCAUGUCGGCGUUCAAGCGUCCAUGCCUGAUCCAGAACUGACGGCUCGGAUGGAAGAGGUCGACUCGCUCAAGCGUGAAGUCGGCAAGCUGACGGGGACAUUGGACUCGUACAGACUGGUGGUGGGCAAGCUCAACCGGCGACUCCUCGAGGAUCCCUCUGGAGAGGAUGUCUCUGUGUCGUCGCUUGACACCAUCGAGGCGCAGGUCAAUAGUAUCCUCCAGACGCUGUCCGACCGCACGGCCGCGCUUACAGAACUCGAAUCAAACAUUGCAACACUCGGCUUUCCAGGCCAGAAUGCGAGCGAGAUGCUCACCACCCUCUCGGCUGCGUUCCGCUCCGCCCGUCUCGAGCUGGAGUACCUCACACCUGGUGAAAUUACUCUGCCGCUCAGCUCUCAUGGUGCCGAGGUGCUCGAUCUGAUUCUAGACCAGCUGCGCGCCCUGGCGCACAAGGUCAAGGAGAGUGACGAGACGGUGGAUGAGUACCACGCGAUCGAGCUCAGCCUACGACAGCAGCUUGAUGCGCGUGUGACAGCCAUGGAUGGCUUGCGGAACGAGAUCGCCGAGGCGAAAGAGGUGGCCGCAGCGAAAGACGCCGAGAUUGCCACCAAAGACAACCAGAUCCGCGACCUGGACAUUGGCAAUGAUCGUCUCAGAGGGGCAGUGGAUAAGUACAUCCGCGACAUUUCUGAGCUUGAGCGCCUCAUUGAGCGCAUGGAAUCGGAUGCGAACGACGCCAAUUCUACACAACUGGAGCGUCAAGAAAUGGUCAAGAGCCUCGAGAUCCAGCUCAAGGAAACUACACAACGCGCGACUGAGUUGCAGGACGAGCUUGAGGUCUCCCAAGCAAGCCACCAGAAGCACCUCUCCGCCGUGAAUCGCCGCUCGGGGCAAGCUCUCGCCCUCCGCGACGCACGUGUCGCUGAGCUUCGCACGGAAAUUGACAGUGUCAAUGCAUCCCUGAGACAAGCGCAUGAGCGCAUCAAGGAUCUCCGCGUCGAGAGGGACACUGCCGAGGCGGAGAAUGACAGCCUCCGUGGUGUCGUGGAGAACAUGAAAGCCGAGCUGCAGCGCGUCAUGAGGAUGAGCGAAGACUUGACGUCUGAAAGGGGUGAUGAUGGACCAGACAUCCCGGGCAAGAUGAUGUCGGGGAAGCUGGCGAGGCGAAGCAGCGGGAGGAAGCGAAGACGAUACGAUUCUGGACUAGGAUUCCUUGACGAGGACGAGGUUGACGUCUGA